AUGACCCCCAACACAGUAAAUUUCCAACAGGGCAUCUGGAAUUCAGGACCCAGAACCCAAGGCCCCAUUCCUUUCUUUCAUACAGCAGCCCACCAAAACCUGGCCUCGAAGAUCUUCUGUUUGUGCUGCAAAUGCUGUGAGGAACCCAGUGCCACAGAUGACUCCAAGGUCCCCAGUCAAACCCAAGAGCUUCAGCCAUCAAAGCGUGGUCUGCAGAAGGAUGAGCUUGACAGACAAAAUCUCAAGCAAGAUAAUGAAGCGUCCCGCGUAAUUUUGGGAAAAUGCCUGCUCCAUCCAGAAAAGAGAACAUCCUAUUUCAGCAGCAGUGAGUUUGAGGAUGUGAAUUCACAUGUUUCCAAAAGAGGAUUUCACAAGAGAAACCUAAGCCGCUACUCCCAGGAUCGCUGGCCGUACCAGCCAUGCCUCAUUGGGAGACCCUGA
Molecule: messenger RNA, 441 nt
Organism: Mesoplodon densirostris (Blainville's beaked whale)
Lineage: Eukaryota; Metazoa; Chordata; Mammalia; Artiodactyla; Ziphiidae
Gene: TEX48
Product: testis expressed 48
Exons: 3
Coding region: 1-441 (146 amino acids)
Source: RefSeq, a predicted model, not a curated record